UACAGCCCAGACAAACUUUACCUGUAGCUGGCAAGCUAGUCUCGCUUAACUGUAGUAAAAAGGGAAAAAAAUAGCAGAGAUCAUAUUUGAAGGCCGGCAUUAAAUGGCAAUUAAUGUCUUACAAAGUUUGGUAUAUUUGUUCAAAGUGAUCAACAACGGUUUUUAUCGCGAUAGCCCAUGACUGCAAUGACCUGUAAAUUAAGUGGCCUUUUCAGCAUUGGCGAGGACUUCGAAGAUGAGGACCUGCUCGAGACAGACUGGGCUUCCUGCUCCGUGUCUGGACCAGCCGAUGUGGCAGCUGCUGUGUCAUCCUGCGCUCUGCGUGCCUCCUCUGUUGCUCACAGAGAGCCGGAGAAAAUUUGCCUCCAGCAAACUGGAGAGAGAUCAGCUGCCCCGUGCAAUGGCACAGCAUCAGAGAGCAGCACGCACACUGCUGCUACGGGACAAACUGUUGCUUUGGGGUUGAGACAGCUCUCAUCUUCCUCUCAUUCCAGCUCUCCUCUCCCUACUCCUUCUCCCACGCUGAAUAACUCUGAGCCAAAUCGGGCAACACAACAGAGUCACGCUCACGCUAAGGGGCUGCCGAAGCCCUGUGUGGCUCAGGAUGACUUUGAUGACUGGGAUGUUGACCUGGCAGACCUGGAGGAAUGUGAUGGCCAAAUGGGACAGAUGUCUGAACCUCGUGCUCCACGUGCGCCCGCAGUAGAGCCUCCAGCCAAAAUGCUGCGACCCUCGACCUGUGGACAGACUCAGACACUACCUGUUCGAACAGUGAGGGAGCUUAGUGCCACAUCCAAGACUUCUAGCUCCUUUGGUCACAACUCGGCUCCUUUUCCACCUGUCCAACAUCCAAAUCCUCGCCCUGCUUUCCCUUUAGCCCCUCCACAGAAGUCUGACGUUUUCCCUGGCUUUACUGCAACUUCUCCAGCCCCAAGCUCUUUUUCCAGGACGCUUAACAAACCUCAGCAGCCACAGAAAACAUGUACAACUCCAAGACCCUCCCCUAAGCCCCGCAGCCUCUUUGAUACAGUCUCCCCGGCACCCUCUUCCUCCCCCUCUCCCUCUGUGAGCCCUCAUCCUCUUCACACGCCAGUACUCACCAAUCGCCUGGUCCAGCUAGUCUCUGCCUCCAAUAAGCUUCCCAAGAAGAGGCCUCGCUCAGAGCCACGCCAGCCCAGGACCCGGCGCUUCCCUGGUCCAGCUGGGCUUCUGCCACAGCAGCCUCAGGGUCAGAACCUGGAUGAGAUUGUGGUUUCUGUUCCUCAGACUCCUGCCCAUGGGGCUGUGGCUCGACUACCAAGUCAGGCUUCCAGCUCACAGACUGAGGAAGAAGAGUUCAGCGGCGGCGCCUGGGCAGCGAUGAAGAUGGAGAUGGGAUUGGAUGAGAGGAAUCCAUCAUGCUUCCUGCGCUCCUACAGUGUGGUCAUGGUGCUUCGCAAGGCUGCACUGAAACAGCUGGUCAGGAACAAAGUCCCAAACAUGGCUGUGCUUCUGAAGAGCAUCGUCCACACACAUGCUGAUGCCAAGGCGGUGUUUAAGGACCCGACAGGUGAGAUUCAGGGAACAAUUCAUCGGCGUCUUUUAGAGGACAGAGCGGAGGAGCUAAAGGUCGGGGCUGUGCUGCUGCUCAAACAAGUGGGUGUGUUUUCCCCCUCCCAUCGUAACCAUUACCUGAAUGUAACUUCCAAUAACCUGCUGAGGAUCUACGCUGCUGAUGGAGUCAGUCUGACCUCCACUCAGCUUCCCCCUCUGGUCCUGGAGCCGAUGUUGCUGUCACCCACUCAGUCUCCUGGUGUCCUUCAGGAGCCAGUUUCCUGCAUGCAGCUGAUGUUUGAUGAAGAGGAUGACGAGGGAAAAGAUUGGGAAAGACACAGAGAGAGAGAGGGAGACCCUCAAGCCCCGGUAGACAGUGGCAGAGGCUACAGCAGAGGCUCCCCAGAGUAUGGUGGGAACACAGCACCACAGGAGCCAAGCUGGGAUGCAGAUGAUGAUCUGGAUGAACUGCUGGGAGAAUUGCCCGAGGAUGCCUGCAGCCUCUGAUGGAAACUUCACAUGAAACUUUACAGACUGUCUCCCAGGACUUGCAUUAUGACUGACUCACCUUGCACUUCUACCCUCAUUUUCCUUUAGAGUCACCUUCUAAACACUGAAAUACUGGUGAAAAUAUGUACAGUAUAUGUUGUUUACUCAAAACUGUUUCAGACCUGUUUAUAAAUACAAACAGAGAAUAGUCUUGAAUUAAUUUGUUGUAACUGUGCCGAUGCUUUGUAUCACCGAUAACUGAUAAGUCGCUCGUUAAUUCCAAAAAUCUGCCUUUUUUUUUUUUAUAUCAUCUACACAUCCUGUGUUCUUGUAGCGACUUUGAGCCUGUUCUAUGUGCGUAUUAGAGAUGUUCCCCUUC
Oreochromis aureus is the source of this 2401-nucleotide messenger RNA. RefSeq names its product homologous recombination factor with OB-fold (gene hrob). Gene Ontology annotation, biological process: recombinational repair. The record is from RefSeq and is a predicted model, not a curated record. The transcript is spliced from 10 exons. Lineage: Eukaryota; Metazoa; Chordata; Actinopteri; Cichliformes; Cichlidae. Bases 178 to 2040 code for a protein of 620 amino acids.